Molecule: messenger RNA, 930 nt
Organism: Fukomys damarensis (Damara mole-rat)
Lineage: Eukaryota; Metazoa; Chordata; Mammalia; Rodentia; Bathyergidae
Product: olfactory receptor 7A5
Exons: 1
Coding region: 1-930 (309 amino acids)
Biological process (GO): G protein-coupled receptor signaling pathway
Cellular component (GO): membrane
Molecular function (GO): G protein-coupled receptor activity; olfactory receptor activity
Source: RefSeq, a predicted model, not a curated record
AUGGAGCUAGGCAACAACACCAGGAUUUCAGAAUUUCUUCUUCUGGGAUUUUCAGAUGACCUAGAACAGCAGUCCCUCAUUUAUGGACUUUUCCUCUCCAUGUACCUGAUCACUGUGCUUGGGAACCUGCUCAUCACCCUGGCCAUCAUCUCAGAUUCUCACCUCCACACCCCUAUGUACUUCUUUCUCUGCAAUCUGUCCUUUGCAGACAUCUGUUUCACCUCCACCACGGUCCCCAAGAUGCUGGUGAAUAUUCAGACACAGAGCAAAGUCAUUACCUACACAGGUUGCAUUACCCAGAUUUAUUUUUUUUUGCUCUUUGCAGAGUUGGACAAUUUCCUCCUGGCUGUGAUGGCCUAUGACAGAUUUGUAGCCAUCUGUGAUCCCCUGCACUACACAGUCAUCAUGAACCCCUGGCUCUGUGGCUUGCUUCUUCUGGGGUCCUGGACUGUGAGUGUGCUUCACGCCUUGUUGCAAAUCUUCAUGGCUUUGCAGCUGUCUUUCUGUACUGACUUGGAAAUCCCUCACUUCUUCUGUGAACUCAAUCAAGUGGUCCAAAUUGCCUGUUCUGAAAACUUUCUUAAUGACCUUGUGGUGUAUUUUGCACCUGUGCUGCUGGCCACUGGUUCCCUCACUGGCAUCCUUUACUCCUACUCUAAAAUACUUUCAGCCAUACAUGGAAUGUCAUCAGCUCAGGGGAGAAGUAAAGCCUUUUCCACCUGUGCAUCUCACCUCUCUGUUGUCUCUUUAUUUUAUGGCACAGGCCUAGGCGUGUACGUUGGCUCUGCCAGAGUCCACAGCUCACACUCAACUGCAGCAGCUUCAGUGAUGUACACUGUGGUCACCCCCAUGCUGAACCCCUUCAUCUACUGUCUGAGGAAUAAAGACACAAAGAGAGCUCUGAAAAGACUAUUUGGAAUGAAACUAUAA